This is a messenger RNA of Arachis ipaensis, 954 nucleotides long. RefSeq lists its product as uncharacterized. The record is from RefSeq and is a predicted model, not a curated record. Lineage: Eukaryota; Viridiplantae; Streptophyta; Magnoliopsida; Fabales; Fabaceae.
AUGCUGGUAGCCUACGAAGGAUUCAGGAAUUCGUUGGCUAUUACGAUUCACUACAAUAUCCUCUUCUUUUUCCAUUUGGAACUCAUGGAUGGGAUAUCAGUACCCGAAGUCAAAGUGGCGGCAAAGUAUCAUGCCGAACAUAUAAUAGUUAUAUGCUCCAGCCCCGAUGAUCAUUCUACCGUAUUGCAAGCAGGGCGACUACUACAACAAUAUGUUAUUGAUAACUAUGUGAAAAUUGAAACCGGAAAGUUAAGAUGGGUUCGAACUAGACAGAAGAAAUUACGGGCUGAAUUAUACCAAGGUUUACAAGAUACUUUGCACACAAGUGAAACCAAUGCAGAAAAUGUUGGAAGAAAAAGAACAAUAUUACCAUCGUCGUUUAUUGGUAGCCGUCGCGACAUGACCCAACGAUAUGAAGAUGGAAUGGCGAUUGUUCUUAAAGAGGGCAAGUCAGAUAUUUUUUUCACAAUGACAUGCAAUUCAUCUUGGACUGAAAUAACUUCAGAACUCAACCCAGUUCAAACUCCACAAGAUCGUCCAGAUCUAACAACAAAAAUUUUUCGAGCCAAAUUUGAACAGCUGAAAGAGGAUGUAAUUACUAAGGGUGUCUUGGGAAAGGUGAAGAGCUAUAUUUAUGUCACUAAGUUUCAAAAAAGAGGGUUGCCACAUGUACAUAUGUUACUAAUCUUAGAAAAAAAUGACAAGUUAAUUGACCCGGAACAUUAUGAUAGUUUGAUACGUGCAGAGAUACCAUCUAAAGAAGUAGAACCACACCUACAUGAUGCGGUGCUAAAACAUAUGAUUCAUGGUCCUUGCGGUACACUUGAUCAAUCUUCACCCUGCAUGAAAAAUGGCCAAUGUAAACGCAACUACCCAAAAGAGUUCGCAGCAGAAACACGAAGUGGUGACGACUCAUAUCCGCAAUAUAGGCGACGAUUCGACACUCCAGUAUAG